Molecule: messenger RNA, 1091 nt
Organism: Panicum virgatum (switchgrass)
Lineage: Eukaryota; Viridiplantae; Streptophyta; Magnoliopsida; Poales; Poaceae
Exons: 2
Coding region: 240-725 (161 amino acids)
Source: RefSeq, a predicted model, not a curated record
GAAAGCAAAUCGCCCGAGGAAAAGCGCGCGGCAGGGCAGGAGACGCCGAUCCCCCGUGUCCGUUGGCGAGCGAGACCGAGGCCCGACCAAACAACCGCCCCGCCUUUUUAGCCAGCCGGCCGUUCGUCGCCCCCGCUCUCCCCCCCACUCGCCCCACGUCUCCUCUGUCUCUCCGAUCGGCAGGAGGGAAAAGUGGACGGCUCCAGCGAAGCGAGCGCCACCGUCGCCUUCGCCUCGCCAUGGAGAGGUCUCUCGACAGCAGCUACUCCGCCUCCAUCAAGGACGUCACAUACAGCUGCGGGUACUGCGGCUACGCGCUGCACCUGAGCUCCUCGGCGCGGGACACGGCGGGCAUCGGCUCCAAGUACCGCAAGCAGAUCAAGAAGGGCGUGGUCGCCUUCGUCGCCGUCGACGAGAGCCGCUUCACGCUCACCGACGAGGUCACCUGCAUGCCCUACUUCCGCUCCAGGCGUGCCUGGGGCCUCCUCAGGAAGCGUUCGCGCCUGCUCUGCCGCAAGUGCGGCGGCCGCAUCGGCGACGCCUACGAGGAGGAGGACAGGGACUCCGGCCUCAGCGACGGCGACGCCUUCUCGGACGACCUGCGCGCGAGCUUGGGCUCCGGUGGCAGCGGCAGCAGCGCGUCGAGCCAGAGGAACUACGUGAUCAAGAUCAGCGCGCUGCAGCCGUCGUCAGACGAUUCUGACGCAGCUGCCUUCACACUAUGAUGAAGAUAGAUGGCGUCGGGUUGCUGCAAGGCGCUCUUCUUCCAGCUUGGUUGAAUUCGACUUUUGUGUUAUCAGGGAUGCGACUUUGUAAGCGCGGGAGGAAAUACAGCAAGAAAGAGCUUGGCACAGCUGAGAACUUUUCAGAUGGUAACCAACUGCAUGCUGUUUUCAGACAUCUUGCUGUCAGUAGUGCUCUUCGUUUCCUAUGUAAAUUUGUGAAAUGUACAGCUUGGUUAUUGAAUUUUUCUUUGUAUUAGGAAAUGAUUAGGUUUGCUGUAUGUUAGUUGAUCCCAUAGAAUUUGUACUGUGUCAUAACUCAUGAUCCACCACGGUUGCAAUUUUGAGUAGUCUUGCUUCACUUGCACA